AUGCGUCGAUUGUUGUCUUUGUUAUUUGCCGUGGCUGCAAACUGUGCCUCACAUUGCGACACAGAGCCUUUGUCCCUUCCUUUCCGCGACGUACAAGUUCUUCCCAAUGUCAAAAACUCUCUGAUGAAAGGAAUCCCAGCAACUAUUGGCUCACCGAGUCAAAACAUUGUGCUCUUACCAUGGGCAAGAGGUGGACUUUACGACGAGGCCAAAUCGAAUUCCUUUACAAAGGCUAGCGAUAUUGGAGAUGCAGGAGGUUCGACAAGCGAGAUAGCAUUCCAAGGUGCGGAAUCAGGAAUCAAGAGGCUUGUCUCAACUAGCCUUGCCGGGACCGAUAACAUCACACUUGGGGGAGCACCACCAGUCGAGGAUCUUCCAAUUGGCAUACCACGCCUUAAGUGGGAUGCGGGCUAUACAAUGCUCCAUCCCCUCGGUCUGGGUUCCAACUCAACAUAUCUCAAUGCCCUCAAAGAGGCAGGCAAAAUCAGUUCAAGAGUAUGGUCUAUCUUCUGGGGAAGAAUGUGGGUGAAAACCCCCAUUGAUGGUUCACUGGUGCUGGGAGGAUAUGACGAGGAAAAGGUGAUUGGGAAGAAUUAUACGGCGCCGCUUGUCUAUGACGAUUAUACAGGCACUGCAGGCUGUUGGACCGGGAUGGAGAUUACUGUAUCUGACAUCAGAGUCAACUUCCGCGAUGGAUCUGAUGAGAGUAUCUUCCCGUCCAACACAGCUCUGCCAUGUUGCAUAGUCCCUCACAGACAGCUUCUGCUCGAGGCACCAGGUGCAUACGUCUCUAGAUUUGAAGAGGUGACUGGAAUCAACCAUACCGGAACCUCAUAUGGACUCCACUGGUCAGCUCGUCUAUUUGAUGCCGAUGACGCAUUUGAUGGCGACAUCACAUUUCAUCUCGACUCGGGUCUGCAAGUCAGGGUACCGAAUGACCAGUAUAUAGUUCCAUUCGUCGACAUUGAUAGAAGUGGCGCUAGAGUCACCAAGUCAAAGACAAAGGAGCUUCUCAUGAAUGGCGUUGCACAUCAACCUGCUACUCUGGGUCGAUAUUUUCUUACCGCGGCAUACCUUAUGGUAAACCACGAUGCAGGAACAUUCACUCUCUGGCAGGGCAACCCUACUCAAAGAAGCAAGUUGGUAAAAGUCUUUGAUCAAGACACUGCAGAUAAAUGUGGUAAAGAUGCCGCUGGUAUAGUACAGCCGACGGCCAGCGCAAGCCCAAAGGAGGAAGAGGAGGACCCAACAGAUGAGUCGGAAUCAUCGUCAGCCCCCUCGGCAGCUAUCAUUGGUGGAGCAGUAGCUGGCGGUGUAGUUGGAGUGGCAGUGAUCUGUCUUGGAGUAUUCUUCGUCUUGAGACAAAGGAGGAAAGGCAGGGCAGAGGAGAAAUCACCUCCGUCUGUCGUCCAUGUACGGGAUGACAAGAGAGAGUUCCCAACAUGGUGUCCUCCUCAAGAGAUGGCAGGAUCAAAACCAAUGCCCGCAGAGAUACAAGGGCAGUCUCAUUUUUUAUAUGAAUUGGAUGGAGGAGCACACAAAUUCCGAACAUGA
This is a messenger RNA of Fusarium graminearum PH-1, 1554 nucleotides long. RefSeq lists its product as uncharacterized. Bases 1 to 1554 code for a protein of 517 amino acids. The record is from RefSeq and is a predicted model, not a curated record. Lineage: Eukaryota; Fungi; Ascomycota; Sordariomycetes; Hypocreales; Nectriaceae. The transcript has 3 exons.